This is a messenger RNA of Meloidogyne enterolobii, 285 nucleotides long. The record is from the annotation of a GenBank genome assembly. NCBI's taxonomy places the organism in Eukaryota, Metazoa, Nematoda, Chromadorea, Rhabditida, Meloidogynidae.
AUGGUUGCCUCAAUUGCGAUUGCUCAAAAUAUGAAUCCACUUAUCUAUGUCUUGCCAGUCACCUUUGCUUCAUCUUUUACUUUUAUGUUUCCCGCUGGCACCCCACCAAACGCGAUUGUCUUCUCUGCGAAAAUAUUGCAUGUUUCUGAUAUGAUUUUGGGUGGCUUGGUUCUAAAAAUUAGUUCUUUCAUUCUAUGCCAAGUAUUUGCUCAAACAUACGCCUAUUUAAUUUUUGAUAUGGAAGGCCUUAAUGUCUCGAUUCCAUUAACACCAGUUGCUCCAUAA